Messenger RNA from Penicillium cataractarum, 5841 nucleotides. Its product is annotated as Ankyrin repeat-containing protein. The coding region runs from base 1 to 5841 and encodes 1946 amino acids. The transcript has a single exon. The record is from RefSeq and is a predicted model, not a curated record. Lineage: Eukaryota; Fungi; Ascomycota; Eurotiomycetes; Eurotiales; Aspergillaceae. Gene Ontology annotation, molecular function: protein binding.
AUGUUCCGCCACAAGCCUGUUGGCCUGCCCAAAAACAAAGCAACUAAGCCAGACUUUGCCCCGACAGAUUCACUCUCAUCCUCGGGGUACUUUAACCGCAACGUACGGUGCCGUGCGGAUGGUACCGGGUCCUGGAUCUUCGACACGCCCGAGUAUAACUCAUGGCAUGACGGUGACUUGCAGAAUGUCCUUGUGAUUGAUGGCCCAUCGGGCACAGGCAAAUCUGUCCUAGCGGCGUCUAUCAUGGACAGGCUCCAAAAGACGGAGGGCGAUGUUCCACUUCUUUUCUUCUUCUGCCCUCGGAGGGUUCAUGCUCCUCAAGUCAAAAAUUCUUGCAGAAAGAGCUUGUCUUUUACCCUUGUUCGACACUGGCUUGCUCAGGCGUUCAAACUCGUACCAGAUCUGGAGGAUAAAGUUCGUGAUCUGGUGGAAAAAAGACAAAGGCUUUUGCCGGGUGAGGAGUGGAAGUGGAAACAUUUGAACGAUGUGGACCUCAUGCAACUUUGGGGGCUGUUGAUUGAGGCAAUCGAAGCUAUCCCCAAGCUUUACUGUGUGAUUGACGGCAUCGAUGCCUUCCAAGAUUCAGAAGAUACGGAGUUCUUGAAAGAAUUGCUCAGCUGGAAGGAUCUACAUUCUGGCAACGUUAAGCUAUUGUUCACGAGCAAUUCCGUUGCGCCUAUUGAAAAUGAGAUCCGUUUGGACAUGGACAACGAGCUUGUGCAUCAAGACGUUUGCGCAUUCUUGAGCAACGAGGUGGAGACCCUUGAUGUGCCGGAUGAUACAAAGUCACAGAUCCGAGAUGCAUUUAGUGGAAGGUCGUUCCUCUACACCCGUCUCGGGCUUUUUGUCAUCCAGCAAGAUAGCGAUGUCAUGGCUAUUUCGCAAUUCCUGGACGAGCUUCCACCAACGCUGUACGGACUGUACGAUCUCAUUCUGAAGCGAUGCAGCACUGGCUCAUAUGUGCCCUCAGAGUAUCGGCGAACGAUUCUAUCUCUGACCCUCUACCCUGCCCGUCAGCUUCGCCGUCUAGAAAUAUUUGCCGCUCUCGAAGUGGUGUAUGGAUCUGAAGCAAAGGACCAAAAUGUGAUCCAGUCAGCCUUCGGCCCACUGCUAGAGAUCUUCGGUAAUGGCACCAUGACCAUUCUUUGGGAGUCUUUCAUUUCGUUCAUACACGAUGAGAGUCGAAGCUCUGAAAGCCUGGCCUUGAUCCCUGUCAUUUCAUCAGAUGAUGCACACCAGGAACUGGUGGCCAUCUCCAUGAAGGUGUUGAUGGGCAAGUUCCAUGAAGACAAGAAGCUCGAGGAUAUCAACAAAUUCGACAAGUGGAGCAUUGCAAAUGGAUCCCAACCUUUCCUGGAUUAUGCAGCAUCGAAUUGGUUUCUCCAUACCCGAGAGAUUCGAAUAGUCACAGGUGACACACGAGAACUACUCCUGAGGUGGUUUGGAGAGCGGAAAGAGUGUGUACAUCGCUGGACCGAGGAAAUGUGCGCUCCUAACUCGGAGGCCUUCGACUCUAUCACGCCUAUUCACAUUGCAGCUUGGACAGGAGCUGUGAGCAUGAUCGAGCUUGCGGUGGAGGCAGGUUGUUCGUACAACGAUACAAUGAAUGAUGGAACUUUGCCACUGUCUAUAGCGACCAUGUAUGGACACGAAGACGUAGUCACCCAUCUCCUAUCUCGAGGUGCGGACCCGAAUUUGAUCGACCGAGAUGGUGACAAUGCAAUCGACGUAGCUGUUCGUCGGAAUCAUCUCAAAAUAGUACAGAUACUGAUUCAAGCCGGCGCAAAUGUCAACAUGACCGAAGAAGAACAGAAAAGAACCCAUCAAAAACGGAGAGACCGCUCAUCAGGAGCAUGCGAUCAGUCCUACCCGCGACGAACGUCUGCUUUCUCAAAGGCUUUGGGGGCCCGAAACAUGGAGAUGAUCCGCUAUUUGAUCCCAUUGGCGAAGAACCCGCACGACUUCGCAAGCGGGAUGGAUACUGCUGCCACCGAUGGGAAUAUCCCCAUGCUAAAACUCCUCCUGACCUCGCCGUUGGCGAAUGUGAACGGCAAAUGGUCCAGGGACACCCCUUUAUUCCGAGCCGGGCUUCCUCACCAAUACGAAACGAUGAAAUUCCUUCUCGAAAACGGUGCGGAUCCUAACAUAGCGUCGAGAGGACUGCGCUCUCAAGGCUGCGUGAUGGUUAGUUGGAGUCCGAAUGAUCCAGACUCUAUUCCUCUGCAUGCCGUGGCCGGGUUCUGCGUUGGUGGCCAGAGACAUUGGCGCCGUAUUGAUGAAGAGCGCCUUGAAAAUGCGCGCAAGUGCUGCCAACUACUGUUGGAUGCGGGCAGUAAUGUGAAUGCUCAAGGGAACCGCCACCAGACUCCUCUUCACAUCAGUGUAUCCAGGAACCUUACCACAGUGACUGAGCUUCUUCUACAACACGGUGCAGACCCAAGUAUCACGGAUGAACGAGGAAACACUGUAUUUGACUCACUUAGUGGAAACGAUGAAUCUCUUGCCACUAUUGAGAUCUUGGCCAAGUAUGGACUUAAGUUGGACGAGCCUCGUGGCCCCAAGAGAGUUAUCCCUCUGUUCUCAAUGUUAUUGCGCAAGAGGGGCUUUUGUGAGGAACUAGAUCCAUUGAAGCUGGCUCCAUUUGUGAAUAAUUGGAACGUCACGGACGAGAAUGGAAACAAUAUCUUGAACCUGAUGAUCAACUCGAAUUUUGCUUCGGAACCUAAGUUCAUCUCGAAGCUUGUGCAACUCGGGUGUGAUCCCCGACGAAAGAACAAAGAUGGUCUUGAGCCUUUGCACAGGCUCUGCCAAUAUUACUCUUUGAACGGAGCAGACAAAGCUGAUGCAGUCGGUCAGAUCCUCAUCGAUGCUGGCGGUGAUAUCGAAGCAAAAGAUGCCAAGGGCUGCACGCCCUUCCACCAUCUAGUGCAAACACUGAGAAAUCGCUCCCAUGAGGAUCAAGUGCUCAUACCAAGAUUUGUCCGCACAUUUGGUGUUAAUGUUAAUGCGGUUGAUGAAGAUGGAAACAGCGCACUGCAUAUGCUUUUCCAGGGAGAGCCUUCCGAAGUUGUGAAGGACCUAGUGUUCAACUUAGGUGCAGACGGCCGGGCGACAAAUCAGGCGGGUGAGAACCUCAUGCAUGUCUUGAUGAGAAGCAGUCUCGCUGAGAAGACUGCUAUUCCUGUUGAAUGGGUCCAGGGACUCGCGGAGUAUGGGAUUUCCAGCACUCAUCAAGAUCAGAAUGGGAAUACUCCACUCCAUGUUUUAUGCCAGACCCGACUGAGCCCCAAAGCCAAGGGGCAGCCUCAAGAAACCACCUGGCCUUCCGAUGAGGCAGUCGAUCUCCUAAUUUCUCUUGAUAAUGGUCUAAGUCUUGAAAUGGAGAACCACCAAGGUUUGCGUCCGAUUCAUUCUGCUGUCGCAAACAACAAGCUACUCGUGGCAAAACUCGUUUCAAAGGGUGCUUCCACGUCUACCACCAUCAAAACUGGACAGAACAUUCUUCACAUUGCUGCCUCAGCUCGAGAGGGAGAUGUAGUUGGGUUCAUGUUGGAGCAUUUCUGCAAGAACGAAAACAUUGGUCUUUUCUUAAACCAGUCCGAUGAGAAUGGAUGUACACCAUUACAUGCAGCUUGCAAGGUUGGAUCUCACGAAAGCGUCCGCCUCCUCGUGGAAGCCGGAGCGAAGCUUGACAGUCUUGACAAAGCCGGCCGCACACCCUUGGAUACAUGCAAGGAGUUGCUCGACGAAGUGGUGAAGAACAGUGGAGAGUCCUUGGACAGAGGCCUUUCAUUUCACUAUUAUCCCUACCAGGAUGGUGAGUUUGGCUCUGAGUCUAAUCCUCAAACAAAUGAUGGAGGACAGAUGAUGGAAAUUAUCUACUUCCUCGGACAGGCCAUGGGUGAAUCGCCAAACCUGAAAGGGGACUAUAUGCCUGACACCAAUGCUAAGGUCUACGCCCGCUCUUGCUAUACACCAGCUAUCAGGAAAGGCGAUUACGGCGUGUUCCAGAAAUGUAUUGAGCAAGGAACAACAUUUACUCCAACGAAUAAUAAAGGGAUACUUGAUCCUCUCACUAUCGUUGUGGAUGGUGGCUAUGUCUUCCUGUUUGACUUGAUCGCUCAGUCAUUCCCAGGCAACACAUCUUUCGUGGGAACCGAGGUUGUGGCACCGUAUUUCAUGACAACUGUCGCCAGAACACAGCCAAAUAUGCCAAUUUUGCGACUCCUUGUGGAAAAGUUUGGAGCCGACGUAAACAUGCGAAAGAGCGGUAGCACUACCAUCUGGAACGGUAAGCACGGCGCCUGUGAAUAUGGCGCCUUGCAUAUCUUUGCUCGAGGCUAUAUCUGGUGGCACAAAGAAGCACUCAAGUACCUGCUGGCAAAGGGAGCUGAUCCAGACCUGAAAGAUGGCAGGGGGAGAACACCUCUGCAAUUGACCGUGAAAAGUGCAUAUCAUGGUGCAUACAUGAGCAAAGAUAUCAUGAGGAUAUUGCUGGAUAAUGGCGCCAACCCCAAUCUCACAGACGAGCAUGGAAUUUCGCCAUUGGACGAGAAGAUCAAGGACCCUGAGGUAACUGAACUUCUUGUUCGCUACGGAGGCAAACCAAACCGUCCCGAUCGCUCGUCCACCCUUUGCAAGGCCGUCACAGACCGGGAUCUUCAAGGUGUUCGGGAUAUCUUGGAGUGGGGACAGGAUCCUAACGUACUCCCACCCGAGGAGCCUAAAAAAUCGGAUUCAUCGAAUCAAGCAGGCGGAUCGAGCAAAAGACGACGAGUAAAUCUUUUUGGUAUGGGCAGAAUCCACCAAGAUCGCCCCCAGGGAUAUCCGCUCGAGCUCGCCGUAACAGGCAUCUUCGACGAAAACCGCGCUCGCGAGGCCUUACCUAUCGUUAGACUUCUGCUAGAACACGGUGCCGACCCUUUCAAGCAAAGUAAACGCAACGAGCAAACAACGAUUCUGCAUCAACUCCUUCAAGAAUCGGAAAGCUCGGAAAUAUGUGAGGCAGUUCUCGACCAGGCUGGCUUAGACCUCGAGACUCGCGAUUCAUUUGGAAAUACGUUAUUUCUCGCAGCUUGCAAGAACUAUGAAGAGAGAUGGAGGCGUCUUAAUGACGAGCCGAGGAUUAUGCGAUGCGUGACUCUUCAGCGAAGGGGUGCUGAUAUCCGUGCCACGAAUGACAAGGGAGAAAAUGCGCUGCAUGUCUUUGCAUCCCUUCCGGGCAAAUAUAAAGAUGAAGAGGAGAGAAAAUCGGCAAUGUCUGCGUUGAUUUGCAGGUGUCCUGAAUUAGUCCAUCAGCGGAACAAAGAUGGCUUCACGGCUUUCCAGACUACUUGGAAAAGCAAUGCUUUGGACUGGACUUGGCAGAUUCUUCUUGAUGGAGGCGCUGAUUUUAUGGCGCCGGAUCCAGAUGGGAACACCGUGCUUCAUGCCACCUUAAAACUGUCUCAGAACAGGAAGAAAUGGUUCAAGCACUUCCUGGACUCAGGUAUGGAUUUGAAUUCUCAGAAUAAAGAAGGCGAGACAUCACUAUUCGCUUGGGCAAGACACCCACAGUCUCUGGUGGAAGACACGGAUCAGUUGGAAUUGACAGGCCAGGAGGAAGCGAAAGGACCGUUUCCCAGAACUAUCUAUUUCCUGAAACAGGCGGGCUUUGACUUCCACGUUGUCAAUGUCCAUCGGCAAAACCUACUGCAUGUUAUUGCCCAGGCUGCUGUUCCGAAGGGGAGAUAUAGGGAGACAGCCCUGGGAGCAAGGCUCAUAUAUUUCAAGGAGUUUGUUGAAUACGGGUUGGAUCCUUUGGCUCAAGAUAAGAAGGGAUGGUCUGCGUUGGUAGGUUAA